Molecule: messenger RNA, 2490 nt
Organism: Protopterus annectens (West African lungfish)
Lineage: Eukaryota; Metazoa; Chordata; Ceratodontiformes; Protopteridae
Product: extracellular calcium-sensing receptor-like
Exons: 6
Coding region: 1-2490 (829 amino acids)
Biological process (GO): G protein-coupled receptor signaling pathway
Cellular component (GO): membrane
Molecular function (GO): G protein-coupled receptor activity
Source: RefSeq, a predicted model, not a curated record
AUGUACCUAUUUAAAUUAAGGUUUAAUUUUGGAGUAUAUGAAAAACUUCUGGCUCUGAUAUUUACAACUAAAGAGAUCCAAAAUGACCCAAAACUGCUGCCAAAUAUUACACUUGGCUACAUGAUUUAUGAUUCUUGUUCAGCUAUUUCUGGAGCCCUUGAGGGUACAAUGAGGUUACUUACUGGACAGAAAAAGACAAUUCCAAAUUAUAAUUGCCAAGCUCUUUCCUCAGUUGUAGCUGUGAUUGGUGAUUCAUUUUCAUCAACCUCAAUGCCCAUGGCUAGACUUCUGGGACUCUACAAAUUUCCUCAGAUAAGUUAUGGGGCAACUAUUAUGGCACUAAGUGACAAAAAUCAGUUUCCGUCUUUUCUCAGAACUAUUCCAGCUGACCUAUUCCAGUCUAUUGGCAUGGUCCACUUGGUUCUAUAUUUUGGUUGGACAUGGAUUGGACUUCUGUCUGAUAGCAGUGACUAUGGUCUACAAGGCAGCCUUAUAGUAAAAGAAGAACUUGUCAAAGCUGGAGCUUGCAUUGCCUUUUCAGAAACAAUACCUGCAGUAUAUUCUGAGAUGAAGAUUCAGUAUAUAAGUGACAUAAUUAGGAAAUCGUCUGCAAAUGUGAUAGUGAUCUAUUCCACAGAUGUUGCUCUUUACCCUGUUAUGGAGGUAAUUGCACUGAACAAUGUGACUGGAAAAGUCUGGAUAGCCAGUGAUGGUUGGGCGCAGUCUUACUGGUUUUCUAAGAAUGAAUUUUUGAGAAUAUUACAAGGAACAUUUGGUUUUCUAGUAAGAAGAGGAGAUAUGUCUGGAUUCAGUGAGUACAUUUACAGUCUUAAUCCAUAUAAUAAUCCAGAUGAUAUAUUCCUGAAAUUUUUUUGGGAAUUUGUUUUUGAUUGUAAGCUUCGCAUCCCAGAUAAAACUAAUAUGAAUAUCACUAAAGACUCGAAUGUCUGUUCAGGAGAUGAAACACUUGAAGGCAUGAAACUGGACUUUUUUGAACUUAAUGAUUUAAGGUACACAUAUAACAUCUACAAUGCAGUCUAUUCAGUUUCCCAUGCAUUACAUGACAUGAUUUCCUGCAGACGUGGAGAAGGGCCAUUCUAUAAUGGCACAUGUGCUUUCAUGUAUGAUUUGCAGCCAUGGCAGCUCUUCCACUAUAUAAAGAACAUUCGCUUUCGGAAUAAAGAGAGUGAAGAAGUGUUCUUUGAUGUAAAUGGUAACCCUCCAGGACUGUACAGCAUUUUAAACUGGCAAAUAACUCCAGAAAACACUUUUAGAUACCUGGAUAUUGGUCGCUUUGACUCCACUGCUGCAGAUAAUCAAAAACUAGCAGUCAUCUUGUCUGAAAUACUAUGGAAUACAGGUCAUGAAAAGGUCCCUCUGUCAUUGUGCAGUGAAAGUUGUUCUGUAGGCUACAGGAAGGCACCUCAGCCAGGCCAGCCAAUCUGCUGUUUCAACUGUAUUAUAUGCUCCCAGGGAGAAAUUUCCAACCAGACAGAUUCUUUUGUUUGCUUGAAAUGCCCUGAAGAUGAGUGGCCCAGUGAAAGACAAGACAAGUGCAUAAAGAAAGUAAUUGAAUUCCUUUCCUAUGAAGAACCACUUGGCUCACUGCUAACAACAUUUUCAAUAUUCCUGGAAUUGGUCACUCUUGCUAUCCUAACAGUCUUUAUAAAGUACCACCACACACCUAUAGUCAAGGCCAACAACAGGGAGCUUAGCUACUUGCUUUUAUUAAGCCUCAUGAUGUGCUUCCUUUGUUCAUUAAUUUUUAUUGGCCACCCCACAAAUAGUACAUGUAUGCUUCGUCAAUGUGUAUUUGGCAUUAUUUUUACAUUGUCGAUCUCUUGUAUUUUAGCCAAAACUAUUGUAGUGGUCAUUGCCUUCAGUGCAAGCAAGCCAAAUAGCAGCCUGCAGAAAUACACUGGCCCGAGGUUGCCAAAAAUUUUGGUUAUGUUCUGUACAAGUAUUCAGAUAAUAAUAUGUGUUUCUUGGUUAAUUCUGUCUCCUCCAUUUCAGUAUGAAAAUAGAACUUCUGCAACAGAGAAGCUCAUUAUAGAGUGUAAUGAAGGCUCAACCUUGGCAUUCUGGUGCAUGUUAUCGUAUAUGGGCCUUUUAGCUAUCAUAAGCCUUGUAGUUGCAUUUGUGUCCAGAAAGCUCCCAGACAGCUUUAAUGAGGCUAAAUUCAUCACAUUCAGUAUGCUGGUAUUUGUUACUGUGUGGAUGUCUUUCAUUCCAGCCUACCUGAGCACACAGGGGAAGUAUAUGGUGUCUGUGGAAAUAUUUGCCAUUGUAUCCUCUGGGGCAGGACUGCUGCUUUGUAUAUUUUCUCCUAAGUGCUACAUUAUUAUGCUUAGACCAGACUUGAACACGAGGGACUACCUAAUGGGCAAGGAAACAAGUUCUUCAAAGCUUGGGAAAAACAAUGAGACACAGGAGACUGGAUUAAAGGUUUAUGAAGGAAGAGUGGGAAGUGAAAAAUCUACUGGAGACUAG